Molecule: messenger RNA, 5037 nt
Organism: Haliotis rubra (blacklip abalone)
Lineage: Eukaryota; Metazoa; Mollusca; Gastropoda; Lepetellida; Haliotidae
Product: helicase SKI2W-like
Exons: 24
Coding region: 128-3814 (1228 amino acids)
Biological process (GO): nuclear-transcribed mRNA catabolic process, 3'-5' exonucleolytic nonsense-mediated decay
Cellular component (GO): Ski complex
Molecular function (GO): ATP binding; RNA binding; RNA helicase activity
Source: RefSeq, a predicted model, not a curated record
CCACGAUUCAAGAUGUCUGCGCCCAUGAAGACAUAAUAUCGUCUGUACUGUCUGCACGAUAUGUUCUACGGUAUUGAUUCUUUAAUUUGAAGAGCUGCUUCCCUGACGGUCCUGAAAACUUGAGGAGAUGCAGACGCCUGAAAUGAAAUUUGAUUUGGUCCAUACUGGUUGUCAUGGAGGCGUGGAAGUUGUUCCCGUGGAAACCACAGAUCACCAGUGUGUUUUGCCUCGAAAGACUCUGCCUAAUGGGCUGCCCCCUGUACUGCCGACUCUGCAGGAGGACCUGGAGCACUACCUCACUUGUCCUGAACAGCUGCCAGUUCAUGAUGUCCUCCGAUCUCAGCAAUUCUGGCCGAGAGAAAGGAAACCUGAGCGUUUGUUGUCAGUAGACGUUUGUCCAGUACAAACUACCAUACAGGUAGAACGGAACACCACGACAGGACAACUUCUGGGUUACAAGGAGGAAUAUAUUCCAGACACUGGCAAAACUGCCAACAACUCUUUGUCUUUGAGACGGCCCCCGGGACCAGCGAGUCAGGAUGUGAAGGGCAACACAGGGAACUAUCCCUUCUGGCCAGGCGGCCUGGAUGAGCCUGAGCUGGAGGCUGUGGUUGAAGGAGUGGACACUGCUGUUGUAGAGUUUGAAAAAGACUUGCUCACAGUUCCUCCAGGUAUGAAGGCUGGAAUGACAUUUGAGACAUCCGAUAAAACUAGUCGUAAUACAGACGUCAUCAAUCUGGCAGACAUAUUGGCUGAUGGGGCUGACCUUGACCUUGGUGACAGUGAUGAAGAAACAGAACCACAGGGAAAAGAACAGGAAUCUGCAGACAAGGCCCCUGCUGACUCUCUGACCAGGAGUGAAAGCUUGGAGAACUUAGUGCAGGUGGAGAAAUCAGGAGCACCUGUUCUUCCCCGUCCCCGUCCGGCUGAGGUGAAGGAGCAGUGGGCAGUCAAAGUGGACAUCAACCAACCAGUUGACGACUUCUACAAGAGAAUACCGGAUAUGGCUUAUAAGUGGCCAUUUGAGCCAGACAUCUUCCAGAAACAGGCCAUCCUCCAUCUUGAGAAACACGAAAGUGUGUUCGUUGCUGCCCACACCUCCGCUGGGAAGACCGUGGUGGCGGAGUACGCCAUCGCUCUCUCGCUCAAGCACAUGACCAGAACGGUGUAUACAUCCCCCAUCAAGGCUUUAUCCAAUCAGAAGUUCCGAGACUUCAAGACCACGUUCGGUGAUGUCGGACUUGUGACGGGAGAUGUACAGUUGAAUCAGACAGCAGCAUGUCUUAUCAUGACAACUGAGAUUCUCCGGUCAAUGUUGUACAAUGGGUCUGAUGUGAUCCGUGACCUGGAAUGGGUUAUCUUUGAUGAGGUCCACUACAUCAAUGACUCCGAGCGUGGUGUUGUGUGGGAGGAGGUGUUGAUCAUGCUGCCUCAACACGUUAACAUCAUUUUACUGUCAGCCACAGUCCCGAACACGAUGGAGUUUGCUGACUGGAUCGGCCGUAUCAAGAGGAAGAAGAUCUACGUGAUCAGCACGCUGAAGCGACCCGUGCCCCUGGAGCACUAUCUGUACACAGGCAACAGCAAUAAGACCAGCAAUGAACUCUUCCUCAUCGUCGACUCAAAGGGACAGUUUGUCACUCAGGGAUACAACAAGUCAGUAGAGGCCAAGAAGGAACGUGCCAGCAAAUCUUCUCAAAGCUUUGGGCCGAAGGGGACAAGGGGAGGCAACCCUGCACAGGACAAGAACGUGUGGUUGUCAUUGAUUGACAUGGUGAAGAAGAAGGAUAAGCUCCCCAUGGUGGCCUUCACCUUCUCUCGGAAGAAGAUUGAGGAGAACGCAGACAAGCUGGGCAGCGUUGACCUGACAACACAGAGUGAGAAGAGUGAGAUCCACGUCUUCUUUCACCGAUGUGUAAACAAGUUGAAACCCCCAGACCGGAACUUGCCACAGAUCAGGAACAUGGAGGAUAUCUUGAAGAGGGGAAUUGGCAUCCACCACAGCGGGAUCCUACCCAUUCUCAAGGAGGUUGUGGAGAUGCUGUUCCAGAAAGGCCUUGUUAAGAUCCUGUUUGCAACCGAGACAUUUGCCAUGGGAGUGAACAUGCCAGCGAGAACGGUGGUGUUUGACUCCAUACGGAAACACGAUGGAACAAACUUCCGUGAUUUACUGCCGGGAGAGUACAUCCAGAUGGCUGGACGGGCUGGCCGACGUGGUCUGGACACGACAGGAACGGUCAUUAUACUCUGUAAGGGAGAUGUCCCUGAGGUGUCCAAUCUGCACAGCAUGAUGCUGGGCAAACCAACAAAGUUAGAGUCUCAGUUCCGCCUGACGUACACAAUGAUUCUGAACCUGCUGCGAGUUGAACAACUCCGGGUGGAGGACAUGAUGAAGAGGAGUUUCUCCGAGUUCCACGCUCAGAAGGAUGCGACAAAACACAGGGACGCUAUUCAGCAGCUGGCCAAAAAGGUCAAGGACAUUCAGGAGAUAGAGUGCUUCAUGUGUUCUAUUGAUCUUGAGAAUUACUUCAAGUCAUGGUCGGAGUAUCAGGAUCUUAGGAAGAAUCUGCAGUCUGUUGUCCUGUCCCAUCCAGCGGCCAUCAAGGCAUUAUCUGCAGGUCGUGUGGUGGUCAUCAACAAGUCAAGUCACAGGAACACACUGGGUGUGGUGCUAAAUUCAAGUAUGGGACAGAAUAAUGACAGAAUAUUUACAGUGCUUGUUAUUUGUGAAAAACAUUACGGUGAUGCUGCUCAAAAUGAUAAACAUUCUGCUGAGUUAUCGCCAAUUCUGUCUCGGCAAUUGUUCCAACCCGAGGGUCCAUGUUGGCAUGACGUUGUCAAGGUGAAAGGCGAAGAAAUAAGUGUUGUGACAACAAAGACACUGAAGGUGGAGCCAACCAAGAUAAUUAAUGAUGUACAGAAACGACAACAACUAAGAUUUAAAGAUGAUCCUCCUGGCCAAUCCGUUUCCAUGACGGCCCAAGAGUUGCUGCGACUGACAGAAGCUAACCUUUCUGGUAUGAGUGGCCUUGACCCUGUGAAAGACCUUCACCUUCGUGACAUCAGUCUUGUUGAGCAGUUCCGGUCUCUGCAGUUUCUUGAAGACAAUCUCAGAAAGUAUCAGUGUAUCAACUGUCCCAAGUUUGAAGACCAUUUCCGCCACGUCCAGAAGAACAUGUCCAUACAAGAGGAGUACGAGAGACUCAAGUUUCUGCUGUCUGACCAGAGUCUCACCCUCCUACCAGAGUAUGAGCAGAGGAUAAAGGUUUUACAAGAUCUGAACUACAUCGAUGCCAACAAUGCAGUGCAGUUGAAAGGUCGCGUGGCUUGUGAGAUCAGCACCCAUGAGCUGAUGAUCACGGAGCUGGUGUUUGAGAAUGCCCUCACCGACCUCCACCCAACGGACAUUGCCGCUCUCCUCUCCUGCAUGGUGUUCGAACAGAAGAAAUCCAGCGAGCCUAACCUCACGGAUACCCUCAAGAAGGGCCAUGAACGGAUCCUGGAGAUCGCGGACCGCAUUGAUCGGUUGCAGAAGGAUCACAAGAUGCAGGUACCAGCAGUGGACUACAAGAUCGGCAUCAUGGAGGUUGUGUUUGAGUGGGCCAGAGGGAUGCCAUUUGCCGAGAUCACUGACCUGACUGACGUCCAGGAAGGGAUCAUUGUCCGCUGUAUACAGAGACUGCACGAGACGUUACAUGAUGUGCGGAAUGCAGCCAGGAUCAUCGGAGACCCUGUGCUCUUCCAGAAAAUGGAGGAAGCCUCCGCAAUGAUCAAGAGAGACAUUGUGUUUGCUGCCAGCUUAUACACGCAGUGAUGUGUCCAGGGUGUUGGUGUAGUGGUGAGGACACUGUGACCUGUAGGUUGGGUCGACUCCCACACAGGUGUCACAGGUGAGCUCCAUUCACCGACUGUUAUAAAUCUCCAUUAUCCAUGGCAAGGAGUGAUGCUUGUUGCUGAGACAAUCUGACCUUAACACUCCUGGGAUUGAGGCCACAGACUGUCGGGCGGAGUGGAGCCUAGUAGUUAAGAGUGUUUGCUCAUCACACCGAAGACCCAGGUUUGACUCCCCACAUGGGUACAGUGUUUGAAGCCCAUUUCUGGUGUUCCCCGCCAUGAUAUUGCUGGAAUAUUGCUAAAAGUAACGUAAAACCUUCACUCAGUCCCAUACAACUGACCAUCAUGGCAGUUAAGAAUGUUGAAGUUAUCUCCCUUUGUACAGCUCAAUAUUAUUAUUAUUAUUACUACCUUGCGUAACAUGAUUCACUUGUCGGUGCUAUCCCAUGGUGCACAGCAGUCAUGUGUAAGUAACAAAUACGAACUGACCGUAUUGAGUUGCUUUGGUCAGAUACUAUUUGUGAAGGUCUUUUGAGAAUAACAAUCGAUCAAGCACUCCUCAAUCUUGCUGAUGUUGAAAUAUAAAACAUCCUGUCAGUAUACAUCACUGAUGGGUCAAAGGGUAAAAUUGUACAUUAAUAUAAGUUAUUCUUUUUCAGAAGAAGUCCUCCUUGGGGUACAUAUAAGCAUAUAAUUUUUCCUUAUCCUGACUCAUGAUUAUUGCUUAUCUCCCUUCUCCUUCGACGGUCAAGUGGAAACCUUGAAUCCUAUUCAAAUUAACUGAAGCGUCCGUACAAUCACUCACCCCGAGUUACCUCCCUUGUUCCCGCCAAAACCCGUCCCACAUGACCUGAGACUAGCUCAAUCCUCUCUUGUCAGGUAGCAGGUCACGCUUCGAUCUCCCGGAGCUUAGCCGUCGCUACUUGAUGGGAUAGGCUGUUCUGUUUGACCCCCCGGUGGUUGAUGAGUGCAUCUAUGCCUUGGUUGCCCUAGGGGUGUCAUCUGGCCACAGUCAAGUGUCGGCUUGUCAGGGUCGGCGCUUGCCUCCAUUUACCUCCAACAACCAGGUGUUGAAGUCUGUAUAUCGCUCUUUUGAAGAGCAAUACCGCAAUGCCGUGCAGCAGCUAGGGAAGGGCAAGGGUGAAGGUAAGGGCAAGGCUGCUUCCUCUCAGCAGCCUCUUCAGGAAGGUAAGUCGGCGGGCG